CUUCGAAACAGCUGUCACCUCCACCGUCGUCCUCCCACAGAGCUCCCGUAUAAAGUGCGACCGAGAUACCGAGGGAGUUGACGGAGGGAAGAAAGGAGGCGAGGCGGAGGCGAAACUCGGCGGCGAUGACGAACCCAAACAACCACGCGAACGGUGACCACCACAGCAAUCGGCCGUACCCUCCGCCUGAGGCACGCCGGCAACGCCAUUACGUCGGCCCGUCCAUCUCCACCUCCUCCUCGGCCGCCUCCUUCAAGGGCUGCUGCUGCUGCCUGUUCCUCCUUCUCACCUUCCUCGCGCUCCUGGCCGUCGCCAUCGCUCUCGUCGUGGUCCUCGUCCUCAAGCCCAAGAAGCCACAGUUCGACCUCCAGCAGGUGGUCGUGCAGUACCUCCUCGUUGCCCCCGCCGCCUCCGCCAUCGGUGCCACCGUCGGGGGAGGAGGGGCCUCUUCGCCAGCGGCGUACCUGUCGCUGAACAUCACGCUGCUGCUCAUGGCGGACAACCCGAACAAGGUGGGGAUCCGCUACGAGGCGGCGGCGCUGGACGUGAUGUACCGGGGGUUGCCGCUGGGGGUGGCAACGGUGCCGAGAUUCGAACAACCGGCCCGCAGCCGGCGCUUGGUGCAGACCCGCGUCGUUGUCGACCGUUUCAACGUGCUCCAGUCCGACGCCCUCAACCUCGUCCGCGACGCCGCCCUCAACGACCGCGUCGACCUCCGCCUCACCGGCGACGUUGCCGCCAAGAUCCUCCUCUUCGGCAUCUCCACCCCUAGGGUUCAGGCAUCGGUGGAUUGUGCGGUCGCGAUCAGCCCCCGGAAGCAAUCUCUCACUUACAAGCAGUGCGGAGUCGACGGACUAAAUUUCUGAAUUGGAAAUAAGGAAAAUAAAUUUGAAGAAAAACAUUUUUUUCGAAGUUUUCGAAGAAAAACAUUUCUGGAUUCGGCCCGAAGCAAAGCGGACAGGAAGCUGUCACGCGCGCCGCGGACCCUAUUUUUGUUUUCUGCCGGAAGAGAAGAGGAAGGACAACAUUUCCGUCUCCCAUAGACUUGGAUUCUAAAAUCUUGGUGCAGUCUUGAUCGUCGCCUAUUAUUUUUGGCUCUCAGCCUCUGUUAUGUGACUAUAUUUCCACUUGAUGAUGGAAGGAUCAUUUCGACAUGGUAGAAAGAGUCGUAAUCUCUCACUCGUCGCCAACUGUUUCUGUUUCUGGGAAAGGUUGGUUCUUGGUGAGGGCAUAAAGGAGAGCGCGAGUAGUAGGGGUUGAGUGGAGAGCUCUGGGGGAACUAAUGCGUUCUUAAUUUAGUGAUCUGUCCGAAUCGUUCUUGCUUUUGGCACGUGGAGGAUGAUAGAAAAGCACCGAAAGUGCACAGAAAAGUGAUCUUUGUUGAAUGGAUCAGCUAAAAGGAUAUGCUCUUCUUUUUGUGUUCAUUUCUGUCAGGUCAUGUUGGGUGGGGGAUUCUAUCAAUUUGGAUUUUAGCUGAUUUUCUUCAACCGUUGCAGUUGUCGCAACAGUUGACGAAUUAUUAUAAUUGCAGUUGCAAUAAUUUGGAAGCCUGCAUGUAUACUUGUUAUUUGUUGACGAAUUAAACUAAAGGAGGAGAGAGCGUGGAAUCAAGCGAUGAUGAUACAAUAGAAGAUGAAAAGUGUAGUUAAGUUUAGCUUUCAUUGUUUAGCAUUUAGGGAUUUAAUUGUAUGUACAAUUGGUGUACUUUUAUACAAUUAAAUGCUUGCAAGUAAAUUAUUUGCUGCAAAAUAAUUUUACCAAAUGACUUCAU
Molecule: messenger RNA, 1771 nt
Organism: Musa acuminata AAA Group (dessert banana)
Lineage: Eukaryota; Viridiplantae; Streptophyta; Magnoliopsida; Zingiberales; Musaceae
Product: NDR1/HIN1-like protein 2
Exons: 2
Coding region: 126-866 (246 amino acids)
Cellular component (GO): plasma membrane
Source: RefSeq, a predicted model, not a curated record